Messenger RNA from Microsporum canis CBS 113480, 1125 nucleotides. RefSeq lists its product as hypothetical. The coding region runs from base 1 to 1125 and encodes 374 amino acids. The transcript is spliced from 9 exons. The record is from RefSeq and is a predicted model, not a curated record. Lineage: Eukaryota; Fungi; Ascomycota; Eurotiomycetes; Onygenales; Arthrodermataceae. Gene Ontology annotation, molecular function: iron ion binding; monooxygenase activity; oxidoreductase activity, acting on paired donors, with incorporation or reduction of molecular oxygen.
AUGUCUAAAGGCCUGCGUGAACAUGGUCCAGUUAUUAUGGUCAAACGGAACGGCAAUAAAGAGAUGCUUGUUUCAGAUCAAUAUGCGCGACGAAUCCUAACGGAAGAUAAGACAUUCAGUUUUGAAAAUGGAAUGGCAAAGGUUUUGGGUAUUAACUGGCUGAUCAACCUCCAUGAAGGUUCUUUCUUUCGUGACCUGGAUACCAUCGCAAGAGAUUUCUCGGGCCGACGUUUGAACCAAGUGAUUCCUAAAGUAUGGCCAAUUUUCGAGCGUGCUGUUUCAGAGGUAGCCGCGGCCGCACGCCAUAAAAAACCUACUGAUAUCAAGCCAAUAUUGCAUUCCACCCUCGCCGAAGUAACAAUUACCAUCUUUCUAGGUCAGAAAUAUGUCAACCCAGAAUAUUCGAAGAGUGUCAUCGCGCUCUCCAGAGAUAUCUCAGAGCUAAUGGGAUUGGUCCCUAAUAAACCGUUUUGUGCACGAAAAUUGCCUCUCCUGUGGCAAAUUUACACUUGGAUUAGAAUUAUGCUGAUUCGAAUCCCGUGGGAUUUUGGACGGAAAUUUGCCGGAGAAUUAUGGACGGAUAUCUCUGCCAAACAAACCCCUUGUGAUACCAAAGAUGAAACGAUCGUGGAGUACCUUAUUCGUCGAUAUGCAUCUAAGAAUGGUUAUGUGCCCAUUGCAUCGAGGAUAUGGAUUAUUGUGUUAAUAAUUACCAUUGCAUUCGUCAGUGUCCACCAAACAGUUGCCACAAUUAUUUGGAUUACAUAUUACCUAGCGCUCCACCCCGAGAGCCAGAAAGCUAUUCAUAGUGAAAUUUCCUCUAUUAUGAGCAGCCAGGAGGGCACCACGUUUGAUUCUUCUGAUAUGGCAAAAGCAGUUGUUACUGAUUCUUUCAUUCGUGAAGUCCUGCGAAUGAAAGGAGACACGAUUAAUGUCGCCAGACUUACUGUUAAAGAGGUCGAAAUGGCCGGUUAUAGAAUUCCCAAGGAAAUCAAAAGUUGGGUUCUCGCUUUGCUCAAGCAUUCGCGCAUAGAGCUCGAGGGUGGGAAGUUUGAGGUGAUUAAUUGGUAUAAUAUCGCCAGUGUUCCACCGCAAGGGCGUCUUUUGCUUGAGGAUUACGAGUAA